Molecule: messenger RNA, 471 nt
Organism: Chondrus crispus (carragheen)
Lineage: Eukaryota; Rhodophyta; Florideophyceae; Gigartinales; Gigartinaceae
Product: Glutaredoxin, GRX3
Exons: 1
Coding region: 1-471 (156 amino acids)
Source: RefSeq, a predicted model, not a curated record
AUGGCGUCAAGAUUCGGAGCUAUGGCAACGGCAAUGCGCUCGUUGCGUCGAACCCUCACGACUGAUUCGCACGCCGACUUUUCUCGCGUGGUUAAAACGCCUCCAACGGCCUCUGUGCAGGAUCGCAUCGCUGCACACCUCAAGGAGUCGAAAGUAGUGGUAUACAUGAAGGGCUUGCCCUCUGCUCCGCAAUGCGGCUUUUCAUGGAAAACUGUGCAAAUCCUGAACGCCAUGGGAGUAGAAUAUCGAGCGCAUAACGUCCUUGUUGAUGACGAUUUGAGGCAGGGGAUUAAACAGUUUUCGGCAUGGCCGACCAUCCCACAAGUCUACGUGGACGAGGAGUUUGUCGGGGGCUUAGAUAUCGUCGAAGGCAUGGCCCGAUGUGGCGACUUGAAGAAGCUUCUGAACGAGAAGGGGGUGCUCGAUGCCGAUGCCCAGAAGGCAAAAACCGAAGGGAAGACAGAUUCUUGA